This is a messenger RNA of Salvelinus namaycush (lake trout), 673 nucleotides long. Its product is annotated as ferroxidase HEPHL1-like. The annotation marks the transcript as partial. The record is from RefSeq and is a predicted model, not a curated record. The transcript is spliced from 4 exons. Lineage: Eukaryota; Metazoa; Chordata; Actinopteri; Salmoniformes; Salmonidae.
AUGACUGAAGACAGUGACUUCACUGUGUCAGGGGCGCUGUAUCCAGACGGUACAUCAGGCAGACUGAAACAGGAUGACAGUGUAGGCCCCGGGGCAAGCUAUACGUACCGCUGGGAGGUGCGACCUGAGUUCUCCCCUACAGACGGAGACGCAGCCUGCCUGACCUGGGUAUACCACUCACAUGUAGAGGCUCCUAGAGAUAUCACUUCUGGACUCAUAGGAGCUCUGCUCACCUGCAAGAAAGGUACCCUGACAGAGGAGGGUCGUGUAGAUGUAGACAGAGACUUCGUUCUGAUGUUCAACGUGGUGGACGAGUCUAUGAGCUGGUACCAGGAACACAACAUCCAGACCUUCUGUUCUGACCCCGCCUCCGUCGACCCUGAGGACCCAGACUUCCAGGAGUCCAACAUGAUGCAUGCCAUAAAUGGGUAUAUGUAUGGUAACCUGCUUCACAUGGAGCUGUGCCAGGGUCGCACGGUGGCAUGGCACCUGUUUGGGAUGGGCAACGAGGUGGACAUACACUCCGCGUACUUCCAGGGCAACACCCUAUUGGACCGCGGUCACCGUGCCGACACACUCAGCCUGUUCCCGGCAACCUUCGUCACCGCGGCGAUGGUUCCCUUGGCGACCGGGAAAUGGCUGCUGAGCUGUCAGGUCAACGACCAUCUACAGG